CGUCACAUACUGCUAGUACUAGCAGAGUAGCUAGCAGAGGCCGGCGGAAGGCAGCGAGAAGGGGAACAAAGGCGGCAGGAUAAGCAAGAGGGGCUGCUAAAAGGAUGGGCACGUCUUUCGGAAGCUGCAAGCUGCCGGAUGAGCAAUACUACAAGCAUUUGGAUGAUGAAAAGAAGUAUUUCUUGGUCCUUAUGUUGGGUGAUUUCAAAGAUGCGAUGCAGAUAAUCCCAGAAGAAGUUGUGCGGCGUUUGAAAGGUGAGAUCCCAGGAGAGAUCAAGCUAGAAACCCGAAAUGGUUACAGUCACACUAUUGUGGUUGCCAAGAACCAAGAAAAGCUUGUCCUUACAGUGGGUUGGCGGCAAUUCAUCGAAAACUAUGAUCUACAGAUUGAUGAUUCCUUAAUGUUCAGAUACAAAGGAAACUCUCAGUUUAAUGUCAUGAUCUUUGAUAAGCUUGGUCGUGAAAAAGCAUUAUCAGUUGUUCUGGAUCCUUUUUUGCAUCGGGUCCAAGACAGGCGCAACGAGGCACAUGAAAUCGGGUCUUCUAAAAAGAUGGAUGUGCCUUCGGAAAGAUGCAAGAGCCGGACUGAAUAUCACUACGCAAACUUGGAUGAUGAGAAGAAAUAUUUCUUGGUGCAUAUGAUGGGCGAUUUUCAACAUCAGAUGAUCAUCCCAGAAGUAUUUGUUCAGCGUUUCAAGGGCGAAUUCCCAAGAGAGAUGAUACUUCAAACACAAAAUUGCCACAGUUACGUAAUUGGAGUUGCAAAGAACAAUGGAAAUCUUGUCCUUACAGUGGGAUGGGGGAAUUUGUUGGGAUCUUUGGUCUAGAGAUGGGUGACACCAUAGUAUUAAGAUACAUUGGGAACUCUCGGUUUAAUGUCAUAAUCUUUGAUGAACUUGGCUGUGAGAAGGUAUCAUCAGUUUUUGUGGAUCCUUCUCCGCCUCCUGUGCAAGAAAGGCGAACAAGUGCUACUGAUACUGUGAAAAGUUCUCAUUUUCGUCCUCAGGCCAUACAAACGCAGCCAUUUAGCAUAGGGAAAGAGAUGCCAAUGGAGUCACCACGCCUCCAAAUGGAAACGGACAAGUCAUGUCAAGACAAGAACACCGUGAUAAGUACUUCCUCCUGCGAGUCAUCAGGAGAUUGCUUCUCCUCUGAAGAAGAAUAUGGAGUAGGUGAAGUUGAAGAAGAAUAUGGAGUACGUGAAGUGCCUGGUUCCGAUUUUAUCGUCAGGAAGAAGAAGGUCAGGCUAUCAUCAAUUCAGAAGGAGCGGUUGAAGGACGGUUACAUUACCGUGAACGAGACCAAACUAACUCCAGCUCAGAAGGAAGUUGUGAAGCAUAAGGUCCAGUCCAUAGACUCAGAGAUCCCCAUCUUUGCUGCCGUGAUGCGCAAGUCUAACCUUUAUUCAAGAUUCAAUCUGACACUAUGCUAAGAAAUAUCUCAAAGAGGAGCCAAGCAUGUGUCUUCGGCGGCGGGAAAAGGAGUGGGGGGUGCGGUUCGGUGAAAACAAUGGCGGUAAUAAGCUCAGGAUCGGAUGGAAACAGUUUGUAGAAGGCAACAAGCUGAAGAUGGGUGAUAUCUGCCUCUUUAAACUGUUGACCGAUGAGAGGAGAACCAUGACGGUCUAUAUCAUCCGCGCAAAUUUUGUCAAUUAUUGGGCACGUCUCAAUGAUGCUGACCGGGAAGCGGCGUUCCGGAGAGGGGCUCUUGCUCAUCAGGUGGAUGGGGCGCGUGCUCCUGUCUUGAGGUUGCUUCACAUCGCUAACUGUCAAUAUUGGGGUAAACGAGUGAUCCUAUCGAUCAUAAGGCCUCGGUUACAUUGUAUAGUAGUAGAAACUUGAAACUGUUCUGGUGCUUGAUGUACCUCUGUAUUUUGACGUUAUGUUAUCUUCGCAGACCUGGAACUCCUCUGGCUGUAGUUUUUAGCUGCCUUUUAGUUUACUGUUGCACCCUCU
Molecule: messenger RNA, 1955 nt
Organism: Aegilops tauschii subsp. strangulata
Lineage: Eukaryota; Viridiplantae; Streptophyta; Magnoliopsida; Poales; Poaceae
Product: B3 domain-containing protein Os08g0324300-like
Molecular function (GO): DNA binding
Source: RefSeq, a predicted model, not a curated record